GCAUCAGGCAUCGCCCUCGUAAGGGAGAGAGCAAAAAGCAAAAGAAAGACGCUUUUUAGACAGUGGUGUCGAUGACGACAAUGCUCUGCUUACAGAAGGCCCGUGUCUAGUUACCGCAGAGGGAAGGUUUGCUACGAUGGUGGUGGAGGGGAGCGAAAGGACACGACUUGGAAGUGAAAAUGACGACGAGGGAGAAGAAGAAAUAGAGGGAUGGAGGAAGAAAUGGCUGAGACACUAUGCCUCACAUCAUCAGAUACUGUUGGUGGGCGAAGGCGACUUCUCUUUCUCGUCGAGUUUGGCCUCGGCUUUUGGCUCUGCCUCCAAUGUGACCGCCACUUCCCUCGACCAUUAUGAUGCCUUGAUCAGGAAGUAUAAGAAAGCAAAAUCAAAUUUGGGGAAAUUAAAUAAGCGGGGAGCUUCCUUGUUGUAUAGAGUGGAUGCCACCAGAAUGAAAUACAAUGCAGAUUUGAGAGUGCGGAAGUUCGAUCGAAUCAUCUUCAACUUCCCUCAUGCGGGGUUCCAUGGAAAGGAAGACAACGUGCAGUUGAUCAACAUGCAUAGGAAACUUAUGUAUGGCUUCUUUUGGAACGCAAGCCAAAUGCUUCGUGCUGAUGGUGAAGUGCAUGUAAGCCACAAGACCGAAGCUCCAUAUUGCCAUUGGAAUCUGGAGGAACUUGCAUCUCGGAAUUCUCUGAAAUUGAUUGAUCAGACAGCUUUUGAAAGCAAGAAUUAUCCAGGAUAUCACCACAAGCGCGGAGAUGGUUCGAGAUGUGAUGAACUCUUUCCUCUGGGGCCUUGCAGUACCUUCAAGUUCAGGUUCUACCCUGGAGCUAAGGAGAAAGCUAGGGAAGUGUUGGGAGAGUCAAUGACGCACAACAAUGCAAUUCAUGCAGAAUGUCGGCAAAUUUAUGUGAGUCCAGUUCAGAUGCCUGUAGAGAUUCCACUAAUUUAUGGGAGAUCAGUUCAGGUGCAUGUAGGACUUGAGCGAAUUUAUGAGAACGUGAUGCGGAUACUGGAGCAGUUGCUGCCACGCUCAAUGACCCAUGUUCCGUUACCCAGGAAUAGACAUAUAGAGUUGGGAAUGAAUUUCAGGAACGAAGAUGGAGGGAUUGGUGCUAAUUACCGAAACAUUGUGCAGGAGAUACCACAUAGCACAUGUUAUGAUGCAGGGUUUCGCUUGGUCCCUCUGCCUGGUCUUGCCCCCGAACAACAUUAUGCAGAUGUAGAAAGAAGAAGGUCUGUUGGUGACCUGUAUCUUUUCCAAGAUCCCCAACAUCUGGAGUACUUGAGGAGGCUCGUAGAUUCUUUUGGAAGGCCGUGACUGAUCGCACUCCCCUUAUGCACGCAGGCUACGCAGAGAUCAUCAAUGCUGGUCGGGGAUAGAAUAUUUUGGAAUCUGUUUUUGUACAGAGGUUAUGCGGACGGCGCUGGUAAAUGGUAGAAUCCUUUGAAAUCUGUUUUUGUAUGGGCUGGAAAGUUCUGAAUUUCUUAUGACGCCACCAAAUUCGGACGUUUAAGCUGAGUUCAAGACCUGGACAGAUUUCUGUGUGUUUAAAUAUUUGUCGGAGCAAUUUCAAGCCCCGUUCUCCAACUAGAGCAAAGAAUGUUCAUGGGUGUUAAACCUACCCCCUUUUUAAGGUCGGGAACAAAUGGUUGACUUUGGACUCCUGUAUCUUGACGUUUGUGUUCCAAUUUUUAUUUUGCCAUGAUUGGCGCUUCGUUUGAUUUA
Molecule: messenger RNA, 1729 nt
Organism: Syzygium oleosum
Lineage: Eukaryota; Viridiplantae; Streptophyta; Magnoliopsida; Myrtales; Myrtaceae
Product: heavy metal-associated isoprenylated plant protein 41-like
Exons: 3
Coding region: 137-1321 (394 amino acids)
Biological process (GO): rRNA base methylation
Cellular component (GO): cytoplasm
Molecular function (GO): rRNA (uridine-N3-)-methyltransferase activity
Source: RefSeq, a predicted model, not a curated record